UUUGAUAUUGAGCAUUUGUGAUUUGCCUCGUGUUGUGAGGACGGAGAAAGGGUUUUAGAGACACCCGGAAAAGGGCCAUCUCUCGUUAUCAGCGUCACAAAUUCAGGAAUUCUUAGAAGAUGAAGCUGAAGCAAUUGGAAAGCUUGUUAGGUGAUCUUGAGCAAUUCUCCAAUCCAAAGGUGGAACUGGAGCAGUACCCAACUGGUCCUCACAUUGCUUCUCGCAUGCUUUACACGGCAGAGAAUUCGUUUGGAGAUAUAUGUAACAAGGUCGUGGCUGAUUUUGGCUGCGGCUGUGGUACAUUAAGUGCUGCUGCUUGUCUUUUGGAUGCAUCGCAUGUGAUUGGUUUUGAUGUUGACCCUGAUUCUCUCGAAACAGCAAUACUAAAUGCAGAGGAACUUGAGCUGGACAUAGAUUUCAUUCAGUGUGACAUAACAAGCCUGAAAUUGAAAGGCCAGCUUGUUGAUACUGUUGUAAUGAACCCUCCCUUUGGAACACGGAAGAAAGGUGCUGACAUGGAUUUUCUCUCCGUCGCAAUGAAGGUUGCAUCUCAGGCUGUUUAUUCCUUGCAUAAGACAUCCACAAGAGAACACAUAAAAAGGACGGCUUUGCGUGACUUGGGUGCAAAAAGUGCUGAAGUUCUGUGCGAGCUGCGUUAUGACUUGCCAAAGCUCUACAAGUUUCACAAGCGGAAAGAAGUAGAUAUUUUCGUUGAUCUCUGGAGGUUUGUGCCUGGUACGGGCUAGGACCUGAAUCUUAAGAAGGUAAAGCCAAAUGUUUUGGAAUUGUUUUAGCCUUCAAAAAGCUCUUGCUUUGGCCUGGUGAAGUAUAUGUAAUCUUUGUCCUUUACUAUCAAGAAGAUCAAGUCCUUCUGUUCGUCCUUCCAAUAACAUACGCAAGAAACUAUUUUAUUGA
Messenger RNA from Tarenaya hassleriana, 915 nucleotides. Its product is annotated as methyltransferase-like protein 5. NCBI's taxonomy places the organism in Eukaryota, Viridiplantae, Streptophyta, Magnoliopsida, Brassicales, Cleomaceae. Gene Ontology annotation, molecular function: rRNA (adenine-N6-)-methyltransferase activity; nucleic acid binding. The record is from RefSeq and is a predicted model, not a curated record. The transcript is spliced from 9 exons. Gene Ontology annotation, biological process: rRNA methylation. Bases 120 to 746 code for a protein of 208 amino acids.